AUGUUCGCCUUUGUCACGUCCAAGUACGCCCAGGCCAAGCGCGAGACCGACACCGUCGCCCGCUGGCUCGCCUGCGCCGCUCAAAACUACGGCCUCGCCUUUGCCCAUCUUCGUCCCGCCGACGCCAGCUCGAACCCCGAGCAACCUCCCGAAAAGACCCGCCAGCAGAAGAAAAACGCCAAAAAGAACCAGCGCAAAAAGGCAAAGGCCGCCGCCGCGAAAGCCUCGUCCGCUGCCGCAGACCUCCAGCAGGGCGAGGCAGCCUGCGAGCCUGCCAAGGUCUCGGCGCCGCCGCCACCGCCUACCUCUACCGCCCAGCAUCGCAGCGGCAGCUACAUGCUGAGCGCCGCGCAGUUUGUCGAGGCAGCCAAGCACCUGCAUGAUCGCCAGGCGUGUGUCCCCGUCGAGGUGAUCCAGCUGAUGCGCCGCUGCAUCGACUCGCGCAAGAGCGCAUUCAUGAUGUUCAAGUGGCUCCCCACUUUCAACCGCAGGAGUCACCUGCACUUCAUCUCGGUCAUUGAGGAGGCUCUCGCGCUCCUCGAGGACCUCGUGCCGAAGCACAAAGACUCGGGUGCUGCCGCCACAGCUACGGCCGAUGCCGCCACGGACGGCCGCGACAGCUCCUUCUCGGCGGACAAGAACCGCUUCGGCCUGCUCGACAUCGAGGAGGUCGAGGACCUGCCCGACAUCGACCUUCCUCCGCCGCCUCGCCCGGCUGCUGCCGGCCGAGCAACACAGCCGUCUGCGGUGUAUUCACUCGAGGAGGACGAGGACGAGGUGCUCUUCUACGUCAUCGCCUUCUACCGAGAUCUCCACAACCUCCGCGAGUAUCUCAUGCAGACUUGGGCCGACUACCGCCGCGGCAAGAUCAGCCUCGUCACGGCGAGCAUCGUCACCAACACCGCCCUCGAGGCCAUCCGCAAGACGCACGACGAGUUCUCGGCGCGCUACGUGCCGCGCUUCGGCUCGGUCGAGGCGCUGACUGGCGUGUGCAUCGAGCUCGUCAAGGCGCACCUGGGCAUCCCCCACAGCGGCCCGCUCCUCAACCCCGACCUGAUCGAUGACGAGGACGACGCCACCGUCGCCAUGUACGACUUCUUCUUCCUGCCCGUCCUCCAGUUUGUCGAAGGCUUCCAGAGGGUCCUGGUCGACGGCAAGGCGCCCGUCUGCAAGAAGGGCUACUUUGGCGUUUACCGCGCCGACGCCGACCGAAGCACCAUGACCUACCGCGAGCGCUACGAUGCGGACAAGGUGCUGAUGGCCGAAGCUCUCGGCGAGUUCACCUUGCUGGGCUAUAUCGAGACGGAGGGUCUCCGAAGCCUCGAGUCGCAGAGCUGCAGCCCUGGAGCCGCUGCGCACGGCCAGGCUCGUGGUGCAAAGGAUCGGCAGACCAUGGCGUCGUUCGACGAGAUGGCCAAGGAGCUGAGCGAACUGCGCGACUCUCGCAAGCUCACCAUCAUGACCUUGCUCUGCGUGCAAGUCUUCCUCGACAUCAACCACGUCCUGCAGGGCGACGUCGAGCGAGGCCUGGCCGAGUACGAUCGCACUCUGGACCGCAUGAGCCUCAGUCUGCAGCGACGCAAAAAGGUCGAACCCACGACGCCGCCUGUCAACUGGCCCCCUCAGAACGAGCGCGCCCUGGCCACGGUGGCCGAGAUGACGACCAAGGAAGCCCGACCGCACGAGCACUUCCACCAGUACAGGGUCAGGCAGCUCUUCGAGCUUGGGCUCCGCCGCAGCGAGAUGCCGGAGGACCACGUCUUCUUCAAGCGCAACCCUCUCUUCUGCGGCAUGAUGCUCUUCCGCUCUCUGCUCGUCUACCAGGAGAUGGGCCUCGCCCUGGUCGACUGCUGGGGCACCGUCCUGUACACGGCCCAUCUCUACGUCGCCCACCGCCACUCUGGCGGUCUACCCGGCAGCCCAAACUGCCCGAUCCAGGGACUCUUCGAGGACCUGCCCGGCCUCAGGUGGCCGGACAUCGAGACGGUCAUGGCGAUGCACGGUCCCGAGGCCAUGUUCGCGGGCAAGGUGCCGACCAACCCGGACGAAUCGUUCAAGAGCUUUUCGCUCAUGGUGGGCUAUUCGGGCGAGGCCGUCAGCCGGCUGACGGCCGACGUCACCCAGUCCGAGCUGCUCCGCCGCACCCGCGACCUGCGACGCAGGCCUUUGCUCGACGCGAAGCGUGGACCCAAGGGGCUGGCCGAUCCCUCGGUGGUGGUGCGCAUGUUCCGCGACCGCUACUCUCCCUUCGUUCGCACCGACGUCAAGAAUCUCGGCGAGAUGGCGGCAGCCACCGGAGCGAGCAGAGCGAGCGGCCUCGCGAUCGACGUCGAGACCAUACAGGAGCUCCUCUCGGCGAUCAAGGAAAAGGACGCCACGGGAGAGGCGCUCUCGGCGAUCCAGAAGCGCCGACGCCACCGCGUGCGCACCAAGUACUCGCUGCUGCAGCUCCUCGACGUCCUCCGCGCGGGUCUCGAGGUCGAGGGACGAUCGCUGUGCUUCGACUACGUCGAGAUGCACGUCCGCUGCAUCAUGGUGCUGAGGCGCGUCGUCAAGGCGGUCGAGGAGCAGCUGACGAAGAAGGUGGGCCCGAACUUUCUCGACGACGAGGGACAGCUGCCCUGGAUCGUGGGAUGGGUGCUGCAGUUUGCGUGCAAGAGCGGCCAGGCGGGCAGGGCCAUGGGCAUGGUCAAGGGUCAGGAGCCCGUCUUCAGCCGCAUGCUCUGCAGCGCCAGCAGGGCCCUCGUCGAGCAGGUCAGCGAGUGGGAGAUGGAGAAAGCCGUGACCAAGGGCAAGGGCAAGGGCAGGCCCGAGACGGCCGACAUCUUCUUCCUCUGA
Molecule: messenger RNA, 2838 nt
Organism: Pseudozyma flocculosa PF-1
Lineage: Eukaryota; Fungi; Basidiomycota; Ustilaginomycetes; Ustilaginales; Ustilaginaceae
Exons: 1
Coding region: 1-2838 (945 amino acids)
Source: RefSeq, a predicted model, not a curated record